UCUCUAAAAUCUAUGCUGAGGUCAGUUUGGCCCCUACAUUUGAAGAGAUUGAUAUAGCACUAAACAUUGAAACAAAAAGAAGCUGGGUGUAUACUUAGGAUUUGCAAUGGUCUUUACAAGAAGAAGAAAAAAAAUGAAAAAAAUCCUGAAAAAAAAACUGUGUUAGGCUGUGCCGGUGGAGUACGAUAGAAGAAUGCAAUGCUCCUGCCUUUCCUGGUCCUCAAAUCCGAAACUCGCCCCUUCCUUUCCUAAAUCGAAGCUAUCAUCAAUUAACAUAGCAGAAGCCAUCGAUUUUACUGGAAGAAUUCCUCUGCCUUCUCAUGUUAAAGCCAUCACCAGCAUCUCCAACCCCUUCGUUAAGCACUGCGUCAAACUUCGUUUCAGUUCCUCUUAUCGCCAUUUCCAUGGCUCCGUCGUUGUUGUUGGAGCUACUCCAAUAAGUCUUUAUAGGGAAAUUUGCAAGUUUCAAGAGUCUCUGCAUGGUGUAACUUGUACAUUGGAGUGCUUACUUCUGCUAGAUGAGGUUGAGGUUCCUGAAGGACUAGUUAAUUUAACUGUUCGUAUUGUGAGGGUGAGCUCAGCUGUGAUGAAAAAACUUUCUGGCUUGCAAUCAACAGAAUCCAUUGAUGCAAUUGCGCUCAUGAGAAUACCUCCCAGUUUUUGUAGUGUAGAUGGCAAUGAAAAAGAAGUAGAUUUUAAAAGAUGGUUUCCAUCUCCACAUCGAAUAUUAGUCCUUGAGGGAAUCCAGGAUCCAGGCAAUCUUGGUACGUUAAUCAGGUCUGCUUUGGCCUUCAAAUGGAAUGGUAUUUUUCUGCUUCCCGGGUGUUGUGAUCCAUUCAACGAGAAGGCACUUCGAGCUUCGCGUGGAGCAUCUUUUCAGCUUCCAAUAGUUUCUGGCACUUGGAAUCAUCUUGAGGUUUUCAAAAAAGAAUUCGAAAUGAAAAUGCUUGCUGGCCAUCCUGAAAGCAACGAACCGAAACCUGUAUCGGUCCUUUCCCAACAGUUUUCAAAUUCUUUAAAAGAUUUUCCAUUGUGUUUGGUUUUGGGUUGUGAAGGGAGUGGUCUGUCUGAGAAAUCCUGGCAGGUUUGUGAGCUUUUGAGCAUUCCAAUGGCGGGCGGUUUUGAGUCUCUCAAUGUCUCAGUUGCAGGAGGAAUUUUCUUGUACAUGCUACAGGCUGAAAUACCAUAAACAUAUUUGUUGUUUUCCUUAUUUGAUUACAUUUCUAGAGUGAUGAAUAGGAAGGACAUUAGUGUUGCUCUUACAAAAAAUUUGGAUUGCAGAAUCUCAGUUGACACCAAAUUUUGUAUAGUCGGCACAUAUGUCAAACAAUCUGCAUAUAUGUUGAAGAGAACCACUCCUGUCAAUUUGGAAAACAUAAAACUAAAAACAAAAGUCAAAAGUGUUAUCAAACGGAAUCAUAUUGUUUCUGUUUUUAA
Messenger RNA from Cucumis sativus (cucumber), 1437 nucleotides. RefSeq lists its product as uncharacterized. The coding region runs from base 194 to 1189 and encodes 331 amino acids. NCBI's taxonomy places the organism in Eukaryota, Viridiplantae, Streptophyta, Magnoliopsida, Cucurbitales, Cucurbitaceae. Gene Ontology annotation, biological process: RNA processing. The record is from RefSeq and is a predicted model, not a curated record. The transcript has 4 exons. Gene Ontology annotation, molecular function: RNA binding; RNA methyltransferase activity.